AUGGCUGUUGAGAUCCGGUGGGCGGAAUUGGGGGGCAAACAGCUCUUCAUGUUCAAGGUCCAGCUGUCCACCUGCCAGUUUGCACCUGACCCAGCUCAUUGGCAAGAGGUGCAGGAUUAUCAUGGGCAUAAAAUUUCUGACCCUUAUGCUUGGCUUGAAGACCCAGACAGUGAGCAGACAAAGGCUUUUGUGGAGGCCCAGAACAAGAUCACUGUGCCGUUCCUGGAGCAGUGCCCCAUCCGAGGUUUAUACAAGGAGAGGAUGACUGAGCUGUAUGACUAUCCCAAGUAUAGUUGCCACUUCAAGAAAGGAAAGCGGUAUUUCUAUUUUUACAAUACAGGUUUGCAGAACCAGCGAGUAUUAUAUGUACAGGAUUCCUUAGAGGGUGAAGCCAGAGUGUUCCUAGACCCCAACGUACUCUCCGAUGAUGGCACCGUGGCGCUUCGAGGCUAUGCAUUCAGUGAAGACGGUGAAUAUUUUGCCUAUGGUCUGAGUGCCAGUGGCUCCGACUGGGUGACAAUCAAGUUUAUGAAAGUCGAUGGUGCUAAAGAGCUUCCAGAUGUGCUCGAAAGAGUCAAGUUCAGCUGUAUGGCCUGGACCCAUGAUGGGAAGGGAAUGUUCUACAACUCUUACCCCCAACAAGAUGGAAAAAGUGAUGGCACAGAGACGUCCAGCAACCUCCACCAGAAGCUCUGCUACCAUGUCUUGGGGACUGAUCAGUCAGAAGAUAUUUUGUGUGCUGAGUUUCCUGAUGAGCCCAAAUGGAUGGGUGGAGCUGAGUUGUCUGACGAUGGUCGCUAUGUCUUGUUAUCAAUAAGGGAGGGGUGUGACCCAGUGAACCGGCUCUGGUACUGUGACCUGCAGCAGGAAUCCAAUGGCAUCACUGGAAUCUUGAAGUGGGUGAAACUGAUCGACAACUUUGAAGGAGAAUAUGACUACGUGACGAACGAGGGGACAGUGUUCACGUUCAAGACCAAUCGCCAUUCUCCCAACUAUCGCCUCAUCAACAUCGACUUCACGGAUCCCGAGGAGUCGAAGUGGAAGGUGCUGGUUCCUGAGCACGAGAAGGAUGUCUUGGAAUGGGUAGCCUGCGUCAGGGCUAACUUUCUGGUGUUGUGCUACCUCCACGACGUGAAGAACACGCUGCAGCUCCACGACCUGGCCACGGGCGCCCUCCUGAAGACCUUCCCGCUCGAGGUGGGCAGCAUCGUGGGCUACAGCGGGCAGAAGAAGGACACCGAGAUCUUUUACCAGUUCACUUCCUUCCUGUCUCCAGGCAUUAUUUAUCACUGUGAUCUCACCAAAGAGGAGCUGGAGCCAAGAGUCUUCCGAGAGGUGACUGUGAAAGGAAUCGAUGCUUCCGAUUACCAGACCGUCCAGAUUUUCUACCCUAGCAAGGAUGGUACCAAGAUUCCAAUGUUCAUCGUGCAUAAAAAAGGCAUAAAAUUGGACGGCUCUCAUCCUGCCUUCUUAUAUGGCUACGGCGGCUUCAACAUCUCGAUCACACCCAACUACAGUGUGUCCAGGCUUAUCUUUGUGAGACACAUGGGUGGCAUCCUCGCAGUGGCCAACAUCCGAGGAGGCGGUGAAUACGGAGAGACGUGGCAUAAAGGUGAGCUGUUUAAUAAUAGACUGCCUCCCUUUUCUUUGUCUCGGUUUUUAGCUGCUUGUGCAAAUCAGCGGCCUGACCUCUUUGGUUGUGUUAUCGCCCAAGUUGGAGUAAUGGACAUGCUGAAAUUCCAUAAAUACACCAUCGGCCAUGCCUGGACCACUGAUUAUGGGUGCUCAGACAGCAAACACCAUUUUGAAUGGCUUAUCAAGUAUUCUCCGUUACAUAACGUGAAGUUACCAGAGGCUGACGGAAUCCAGUACCCGUCCAUGCUUCUCCUCACCGCCGACCACGAUGACCGUGUGGUCCCGCUUCACUCCCUGAAGUUCAUUGCCACCCUCCAGUACAUCGUGGGCCGCAGCCGGAAGCAAAGCAACCCCCUGCUUAUCCACGUGGACACGAAGGCGGGCCACGGGGCCGGGAAGCCCACAGCCAAAGUGAUAGAAGAAGUCUCAGAUAUGUUUGCAUUUAUAGCGCGGUGCCUGAACAUCGACUGGAUUCCGUAACGGAACUGCCCGCGCCCUCCUGACAGCCACACAAAACCUCAAGGGCUUUCCCACCGUUAAACCCGAGAAACCACUGGGCGUGCUGCUUCCCCACGUGAACACGGUUCCUGCACUCACAGACUGCCGUUGAGCAGAACUGCUGCGGGAAUCAUUUUAUCUUUUCUAGCCUCCUUCUUUUUAGCAAGCCCUUGGCGUUUUUUGUGUUUGUUUUCUCCCCUCCACCCUGUGCAGGCACAUGUUUAAAAAAAAACAAAAAAAACAGGCAUGUUUGGGUAAAUAAGGAAAUGGCAGUCAACACAUUGUGAAUAUUAGAUUGCUGAAUUAAGAGUCAUAGUUGGGCAUCCUUCGUAUAUAGCACCUCAUGGAAUUUGCUUCUAUAAUCAUAACCAGUAUAUCUCUACAUAAAUGUGAGACCUGUUCUCAUGAAAGACUUCUUUGCAACAACAAUAAAUGUUAUUUAAGAACGGGA
Messenger RNA from Myotis brandtii (Brandt's bat), 2584 nucleotides. RefSeq names its product prolyl endopeptidase (gene PREP). The record is from RefSeq and is a predicted model, not a curated record. Gene Ontology annotation, biological process: proteolysis. NCBI's taxonomy places the organism in Eukaryota, Metazoa, Chordata, Mammalia, Chiroptera, Vespertilionidae. Bases 1 to 2115 code for a protein of 704 amino acids. The transcript is spliced from 15 exons. Gene Ontology annotation, cellular component: cytosol. Gene Ontology annotation, molecular function: serine-type endopeptidase activity; oligopeptidase activity.